Gigantopelta aegis is the source of this 2735-nucleotide messenger RNA. RefSeq names its product cyclin-L1-like. The transcript has 11 exons. The record is from RefSeq and is a predicted model, not a curated record. Gene Ontology annotation, molecular function: cyclin-dependent protein serine/threonine kinase regulator activity. NCBI's taxonomy places the organism in Eukaryota, Metazoa, Mollusca, Gastropoda, Neomphalida, Peltospiridae. Gene Ontology annotation, cellular component: nucleus. Gene Ontology annotation, biological process: regulation of transcription by RNA polymerase II. Bases 17 to 1435 code for a protein of 472 amino acids.
UUCAUGCUUUUUAGAAAUGGCGGAUGGCGUGGCGAAUUCUACGACUGUUCGUGACUUCAGUAGAGUUGUUUUAACUUUAGAGAAUGUAUUAAUUCCACCCGAGAAGCUUUCAGAAUCUCCUUCUCUGCAGGAUGGUCUUGACAGCGAAACUGAGACAGAUCUCAGAAUUUUAGGAUGCGAAUUAAUACAAACGUCCGGUAUCUUGUUAAAACUUCCACAGGUGGCUUUGGCAACAGGUCAAGUACUUUUCCAGCGUUUCUAUUAUUUGAAGUCGUUUGUGAAGCACAACAUGGAGGUUGUUGCCAUGGCUUGUGUUAACCUGGCAUCCAAGAUAGAGGAGCAUCCACGGCGACUACGAGACGUCAUUAAUGUUUUCCACCACAUCAAGCAGGUCCGGUAUGGCAGAACGAUACAGCCGCUGAUACUGGACCAGAACUACAUCAAUGUGAAGAAUCAAAUCAUCAAGGCAGAGCGCAGGGUCCUCAAAGAGCUCGGCUUUUGUGUGCACGUAAAACAUCCGCACAAGAUUAUUGUUAUGUACCUGCAAGUACUUGAUUGUUAUGAGAACCGCAAACUAGUCCAAUGUGCCUGGAACUACAUGAAUGACAGCUUCAAGACGAGUGCCUUUAUGAAGUAUCAUCCAGAAACAAUUGCCUGUGCCUGUAUUUAUCUUGCUGCAAAACAGUUGCAGAUUCCUCUACCCAAUGACCCGCCUUGGUUUGUGAUAUUUGAUGUAAAGGAGGUGGACAUUCGAGACAUUUGCAUCUCACUACUGAGAUUGUAUCAUAGGUCAAAGCCAAACUGCGAUGAACUGGAGAAGAUUGUGGACAAGGCCAAGAAACUGCAGGUCGAAGCCAAGCUUAAAGCAAGAGGACUGUCUGCAGAGUACGGCACGCCUAAUUCUACCUCACGAACAAAUUCUCCGAAGAAUGCUAGCCCGAACCCAGCAGCCUCGGUCAGCUUGAAGAGAGUCAAAACUGAAGAGGACAGUAGGUCGGAGUCUGGUUCAAAAUACACAAAUCAUUCCUCCAAAAAGCAAGGUCACGGUGAUAGUGACCCCAGUUCUUCAGGUCGAUCCAGAUCCUCAAGAUCCAGUCGCAGUAGAAGUUUCAGCCCCGUGCUGAGAAAAAAAUACAGAAAUUCUUCUCCUAAGAAAUACAAGAAGGAUAAACAUCUGACACCUGAUAGGUACAUCUUCAAAGAAAAACGUGCCCACAAAAGAAAACGCCUAUCUGUGAGUCGGAGUCGGUCGCGGUCCUUAGAUCGUUACGCUUCCAAGUAUACUAAAAAGCAUUACAAGGAGCGGGAGCGAGACAGAGUAGAUGUGUACUCCCCCGAGCGACACAAGUCUAAGAAACAUCGCAACGGCCACCAUCGCAGUGCGUCGCGCGAGAGAGAGCGACACGAGAAGUAUGAUCGGUACAGUCGAAGAUGACGCAGAGUCAGACUAGCAUGCGAUGUGGGAAAUGUUUGCAAUACGGGUUGAUAGUGGUGCGUUUUUCAUGGGUUCAGUUCCUUAUUCCUACGGAUUGAUGUAAAAGCAUUGAUGUGCAGCACAUCUGUAGGACAAUUUUCAUUAAGAGCAACGUGUUGGGUACGUUUGAUCAUUUUAUCUGAUUUUUGCAUUUACCUUAAUUUGACACCAAACAGUCGUGCUGGGGUGUCAUUAAACAUUCAUUUAUUCAUUCAUUUAUUCAUUCAUGAGACAGAAUUCAUUGUAAACAGAAAUUUAUUCAAUACAGAAACAUAUUUUUCUUCUUCUUUUUUCUUAUAAAUCGAAGCUGGCUCUUAUCUAUUCCAGACCGAUUAAAAUAAUUAUGAUACAACAAAAUCUUAAUGUACGAUCCAAAGUGACCGAGGUCCUUUAAAGGUAUGCACCUCUGAAAAUUGCAAGAAGAACUAUGAUUUUUUGUGUAGCCUAUUUUGUCCAUUGCACAUUAAAUUGAGCACAUCGUACUGACAGUUGUGACACGUUUGACAGAAAUGAAAUGGGUUCACAGUAAUAUUUCUAGUGUAAUUUAUAAAAUGAUUUCUGAGGUCUAGAGUGGUCACUGUUGUGUGGCCGUGAGUCUGGCAAUGUCUGUGAGAAAUUGUGUGCCACUAUAAAAAUUUCACUGGUAAUGGUGAUGAUUCUCCCUUGACUUUCAGUUUAAUAGUUUAAACUUUAUCCCUAUGAAACAUGUCUCUGUAAGUUGGAGGUGUGUAAUUUAGUUCUGUUAAAACAUGAUAAAAUAAGUUAAAAAAACAACUUUUGAUUUUAUUAUUAUUGUUAUUUAUAUUUUUUAAACUUUUAAUGAUGUAGAAGGGUGGACACUACCUUACUGAAUGCAAUAAUUUAUUUUUGUUUAUUUAACCUUGAUAGCAUUUUUAGGUCAACUGAGGUUAUAGAGAGAAAUGCAUGUAUGCACUAAUUUCUUUGACCUUUCUUUAAAAUUACUAUUUCAAUCGGAUUUUGUGGGAAGCUUCCUUAGCACAUGAGGAAAUAAAAUAAUUAAUUUGGUUAUCUUAAGCACCUAGGGGCCUGAGGAGAUGGGGGUUUUUGUUACAAAAUAGGAACAUCUUGUUAACGGUCGAUUGAAAGUUCACAAAUCACUAACUAGUCUUUGGUUUCAAGUCAUGAAAGUUUUUAAACAAUUGUAUACAACAACAUUAACAGAGCUGUUUGAUGAUAACAUGAAGCAAUUUUGUAUACAUUGUAUAUUGUAUAAAGUUGUAAAUAAAUUGUGUAUAAAGUA